GGAAGCGAGCGUGUUGUGUUUGUUUUGUUUGGGUUUUGUUUUCCGUACACAAAAAUGGGGGUUGUGUACGGGUUCGUAUGCUUUUUGGGGUUCUUUGGGGUUUUGGCCGGGGCGUCAUCGGACGUGUUCGACAGCGUUUUGGGAAGCACGCUGUCUUGCCAUCGCUCUUGUGAAAUGACGUAUACUUUACACACGUACCCUCAAGAAGAGGAACUCUACGCUUGUCAGCGAGGCUGUCGGUUGUUCUCUAUUUGCCAGUUUGUUCGUGACAGUAAAGACUUGAAUCAUACCACGGCCGACUGUCAGUCAACCUGUCAAGAAGCCUACACCCAAGUUAACGAGCAGUACGCGUGCAACCUUGGCUGCCACAACCAGCUUCCUUUUGCUGAGCAACGCAAUGAACAGCUUGAAGCAAUGGUGCCGAGGAUUCACCUGCUGCACCCGCUGAUGUUUGUGCGGGACUUCUGGGAGGACAUGAUGAGUCAGGCGCACAGCAUCAUCACCUCAACAUGGACCCUUUAUCUCCAGGCCGACAACGGCAAAGUAGUCAUUUUCCAGUUUGAAACAGAGAAAGAGGAUGACUCCCCCGAAGUGCAAAAGACACUCUCUGAUGUGAACAGCCCCGUCUACAAAGACUACGAGCGUACGCUCAUCCAAGAGCGGGAUCGCGACAUGAGCGCUGACCGCAGCGCUGAUGAUUACAACUUCUUCAGCUGCCUCUCAAGGAACCCUUGGCUGCCAGGCUGGAUUUUCACCACCACCUUGGUACUGUCUGUAGUGGUCCUCAUCUGGAUCUGCUGUGCCACCGUGGCCACCGCCGUGGACCAGUAUGUGCCCGCUGAGAAAUUGAGCAUCUACGGUGACAGGGAUUUCUUCGCAGAGCAGAAGCUCAUUCCGUACUCGCCGUCCUCCCUGUUCAUCAUCACCUCCAAAGGGCAUGGAGAAGUUAGCGAGGAGGCGGGGCCCCUUCCUUCCAAAGUAAAUAUUGGCCAGUCAGAUGUGUAAAAAAAAAAAAACAAAAAGUGUGGUGAGGUAACAACUUUUGACUCCACGUGUGCUUGCAUUGUAAGAGAAAUAAAAUAUUUCUCUUAAUUAA
Messenger RNA from Hippocampus comes (tiger tail seahorse), 1096 nucleotides. RefSeq names its product transmembrane protein 59 (gene tmem59). Gene Ontology annotation, cellular component: lysosome; late endosome. The coding region runs from base 55 to 1005 and encodes 316 amino acids. The transcript has 8 exons. Gene Ontology annotation, biological process: positive regulation of autophagy. Lineage: Eukaryota; Metazoa; Chordata; Actinopteri; Syngnathiformes; Syngnathidae. The record is from RefSeq and is a predicted model, not a curated record.